Molecule: messenger RNA, 636 nt
Organism: Gymnodraco acuticeps
Lineage: Eukaryota; Metazoa; Chordata; Actinopteri; Perciformes; Bathydraconidae
Product: sporozoite surface protein 2-like
Exons: 3
Coding region: 1-636 (211 amino acids)
Source: RefSeq, a predicted model, not a curated record
AUGCACUCUGGUCCCUACUCCAAGCCCCAGAAGCCCAAAAACCGUCCAAAGCCCCAGCAGGCCGGCUACCACCCUAAGCCCCACCAGCCCAAACCUCAGCAGGCCGCCAACCCUUCAAAUCCCCUGCAGUCUUGGUACCAGCCCAAACCCCAGCAGACCAAGCCCAACCAGCCCUCCUACCCUUCAAAUCCUCAGCAGGCCAAGCCCUACCAGCCUUCAUACCCUUCAAAUCCUCAGCAGGCCAAGCCCUACCAGCCAGCCUACCCUUUGAAUCCCCAGUGGGCUACCAACCCUUCAAGUCCCCUGCUGUCUAGGUACCAGCCAAAACCCCAGCAGCCUUCUUACCAUUCAAAUCCUCAACAGGCCAAGCCUCAGCAGACCGAACCCCUGCAAGGGGUGCUCCAAAGUAAAGCUGGCAUGUGGUACUUUCCUUCCGAAGGAAGUGUUUCUUCUGACUCUAAUGUGCAGGCCAAGCCCUACCAGCCAGCAAACCCUUUGAAUCCCCCAGCGGGCUACCAACCCUUCAAGUCCCCCUGCAGUCUCGCAGGCCAAGCCCUACCGGCCUUCAUACCCUUCGAAUCCUCAGCAGGCCAAGCCCUACCGGCCUGCCGACCCUUCAAAUCCCCUGCAGUCUAG